Pestalotiopsis fici W106-1 is the source of this 1437-nucleotide messenger RNA. RefSeq lists its product as uncharacterized. The record is from RefSeq and is a predicted model, not a curated record. Bases 1 to 1437 code for a protein of 478 amino acids. Gene Ontology annotation, biological process: pseudouridine synthesis. Gene Ontology annotation, molecular function: pseudouridine synthase activity; RNA binding. Lineage: Eukaryota; Fungi; Ascomycota; Sordariomycetes; Amphisphaeriales; Sporocadaceae. The transcript has a single exon.
AUGGAGCCCACUACUACAGCUGCAGCCUCGCCUGCUUCCUUGACGCCGGAAAUUCUAGCUCAAAAGGCUCGAGAAAAGAGGGCCAGGGUCGCGCGCGCGGGUGGAAAACAACGAGCAUUAUUGGCCGCCUCUGUCGACGACGACGUCUGGCCACGACCGUACGUCAUCGAGGGCGGUUUGCGGCGUGUAGAGCCAUACCACUAUACCUACAACACCUGGUGCAAGGAGCGAUGGCGCGGCAGGACGCUCUUUGAGAUUUUCGAGAGUGAAUUCAGAGACCGACCUGUGGAGUACUACAGGGAAGCCAUGGCUGCAGGCAAGAUCUUGAUCAAUGGAAAGCCAGCAAGUGCCGAUUACAUUGUCAAGAAUGGUGAUCUGGUUUCUCACAAGAUCCAUCGUCAUGAACCUCCUGUGACAGCUGAAGACGUGGUCAUCAUUCAUGAAGAUGAAAAAAUGAUUGUCAUCAAUAAGCCCUCCGGAAUACCAGUUCAUCCUGCAGGCAGGUACAAUUUCAAUUCUGUUGUUGAAAUGAUGAAAGAACAACGUGGCCGUGACUGGACUGCGUAUCCUUGCAACCGUCUUGACAGACUUACUAGCGGCAUCAUGUUCAUCGCAAAGCAUUCCCGUUCGGCUGAGGAGCUGCGAGCCCAGAUUGCCGGACGAAGCGUGCGCAAAGAAUACAUUGCAAGGGUUAUCGGGGAGUUCCCAGACGGAGAAGUCGUCUGCGAACAACCAAUUCUAUCCAUAUCACCCAAGCUAGGACUCAACCGCGUUCGAGCAGACGGAAAGGAGGCUCGUACUGUAUUCAAGAAGCUUGCUUACUACCCCCCAGAGCAAAAGUUGGAACUAGAUUCUGCACAUGAGCACGCAAACACGACCGAUGAGUCGGCCAAGACUACCAACGGGUCAAGCAUUGAGGAUGCAGGAUACUCGGUGGUACGCUGUCUGCCGGUCACUGGGAGAACACAUCAGAUCCGAGUUCAUCUGCAGCACCUCGGACAUCCUAUUCAAAACGACCCCAUCUACGCCAAUCGCAAAGUUUGGGGCACAAAUCUCGGGCGCGGUGAUGUUGAGGCCACAGAGAACACAGACGAGGAUAUUAUUACGCGUCUCAAUCGGAUGGGCAAGGAGGAAGUGGCGGAUGCAGUAGCCUACUACGAUGAGAUGGUCGACAAGUACCACCAGAAGAAGGCCGAGAAGAUGUCGGGAGAGUUUUGCGAGGUCUGCGACACGCCACUGUACACGGACCCAGGAGAGCACGAACUCUCGCUAUUUCUUCACAGUCUCCGCUAUGAGGAUGCUGGCGGCGCUUGGAGUUACAAGAGUGCUCUCCCUCACUGGGCUUUCCCACCCUCCGGCAGAAGCGGCCCUACUGCAGUCGGGAGUCUUGACGACCUGGUGGAUGCGGUCAAGGAGAGCAACCCAGAAAUCGCCUAA